Messenger RNA from Caenorhabditis angaria, 1006 nucleotides. Lineage: Eukaryota; Metazoa; Nematoda; Chromadorea; Rhabditida; Rhabditidae. The record is from the annotation of a GenBank genome assembly.
AUGAAAAAAGUGAUGCAAAUAUUUUUGAUCUACUUUCUACUGGAAUUUUCGCGGGCUCAAUUUUUCCUAUGUGGCUCUUCGCCAAAUCAAUACUAUUCUGAGCAAGGUGAGAAGCCAGGAAGCCUAGGCCUAGGCCCAAAAAGCCCCGAAUUUUCCAGAAUGUCCAUCAAAUCUGAAAACGUGUCCAAAUGGCGGGCUGUCGCUAAACGUGGGUUGCCAACAGGAUUUUCAAUGUACACCCUACUCCACUCAAAGUGGUGCCACGUGUAUUAACGGAAUUUGUUGCACCAACAGAAAUAGUACUGUACCUGCUACAGUACCUACAGUCCCAACUCAAAAAGAAUUUGGAAUCUGUCCGUCGGGCCAAUUAUCAGAGGUCAAAUGUGGCGGGGCCAAUUUGGUAGCAUGUGCGAUGGGGCAGAUUUGCACAAAUGGAUUGUGCUGCACAAAAACGGGAAAUGAGUGGAAUUGUAAGUUUUUUAGGGGGUACUGUAGUGGGUUACUGUAGAAAAGUUUCCAACCUGUCCCUUGCUCUCAGGUACUGUAGUUCAAUUUGCAAAUUGAAAAUAUUCCCAAAAACUUCAGUGAAAUAUUAUCCCAAAAACCUACUGUACCUUUAAAAAUCCUAUAUUUUCUCACGAAAAAUAUUACUCUGGAUUACUGUACACUCGAAAGUCUACAGUAACCUUUCAAAUUCUUCAAUUUUCCAGCCGCCUGUGGUGGUCUCGCCGCGCUCUCCUCGUGUAACUCUCUCGGACAAUGUGCCACCGGUAGUGUCUGUGUCUCCUCGAAUUACUGCUGUGAAUGUCAAAUCGGUCAAUCCUACGGAACUUGCGCCAACUCAACAGGCGGUUCUUGUCCACGUGGAUUCCAAUGCAAUUUUUCAACCGGAUUCUGUUGUCCGCCAACACGGUGUGCUAAUGGUGAAAUGCCGCUUGGCGCAUGCUCUUUGGAUGGAAAAUGUGGAGGUGGAAAAAUGUGCCAACCUGGAAAUAUUUGUUGUUGA